Pistacia vera is the source of this 3349-nucleotide messenger RNA. Its product is annotated as probable LRR receptor-like serine/threonine-protein kinase At2g16250. Gene Ontology annotation, biological process: protein phosphorylation. Lineage: Eukaryota; Viridiplantae; Streptophyta; Magnoliopsida; Sapindales; Anacardiaceae. Gene Ontology annotation, molecular function: receptor serine/threonine kinase binding; protein tyrosine kinase activity; ATP binding. The record is from RefSeq and is a predicted model, not a curated record. The transcript has 5 exons. The coding region runs from base 385 to 3117 and encodes 910 amino acids.
AAAUAGCUGCCUAUGGUCGAGCCAUAGAAACCCAGCCCUUGACCACCUUGAAAAUAAGUUUCAUUAAAAGCCUCCGUUGACAGUGAAAGUGACAGAAGACCCGGCGGUUGGGCACGCCUCUUGUGUUCAUUAAUGUAAAAUCUAGAGCUCGUACCAGAGCCAGUGGGUACACUGUAAUCUCACAAUCUCUAGAACCACCUGGUUAAACUUUGACCCUCUCUCAGAGUCAUUAGAGAAAUAAUGGGUACAUUAUGUUAAAUUAUUCAUUUGGAUCGGCGUUAAACGAGGAACAACACACAUCGAAUACAGAAUCAAAUCUCGUGAUUGGAGGACCAAGAACAAGAACAAGAACAAGAAGCGCAAGAUGAACCACCAUAAACUGUCAUGAGCAUCAACUUCACUUUAUUAUUGUUAUUAUUAUCAACCAUGGAAGCCAGCCUACUUCGACUUAAGGUUGCAGUUUUACUUCUGUUCUUGAUCCACUGCGUGCAAGCGCAGCAAGUUCUUUUAAACUCCACCGUUGAACGCUCUGCAUUGCUCGAUCUCCGGUCGUCGUUGGGGCUGAGAAGUAGGGACUGGCCGUUAAAAGCGGAGCCGUGUAAGUUCUGGAAGGGAGUCCAAUGCGAAAACGGCCACGUUAUCGGAAUCAAUAUUUCGGGUUUCAAAAGAACCAGAAUUGGUCGGCUUAAUCCCCGGUUCAGUGUUGACUCUUUAGCUAACUUGACCCAGUUACGUUCUUUCAAUGCGUCCGGGUUUUCACUUCCCGGGUCAAUACCGGACUGGUUCGGGUUCCGGUUUCCGGCGCUUCAGGUUCUCGAUCUCCGCUCUUGUUCAGUCUCCGGUUCGAUUCCAGGUUCGCUGGGUAAUUUGAGUAGUGUGAAUUUGGUUUAUUUAUCAGGUAACAGUCUUGCUGGUAGAUUACCUGCUACAUUGGGACAAUUAAAAGAAUUGUCAGUUCUUGAUCUUUCGCGUAAUUUACUUACUGGCUCCAUACCAAAUAUUUCCUCUCUUGGAAAACUUACAAGGCUUGACCUUUCUUCAAAUUAUUUAUCUGAGCAAAUUCCAAUUAGUUUAGGUUCACUUUCUGGCAUUCAAUUCUUGGAUUUAUCGGAUAAUAGUUUGACGGGAUUUAUUCCUGAUGAGUUGAGAAAUCUUGAUAAAUUGGUUGAGCUUGAUCUUAGCAAGAAUUUGUUAUCUGGAUCGUUGCCUACAAAAUUGAGAGCGUUGAUGAGUUUGGAGAAGUUGUUUGUUGAUAGAAAUGGACUAGUGGGGCACUUGUCGGGGGACAUGUUUUCAGGUCUUGAUCAGUUGCAAGUUGUUGAUUUGAGUGGAAAUAAAUUUGAUGGUGCACUUCCUGUUGCAUUGUUGUCAAUGCAUAGCUUGCAGCUUCUUGAUUUGGCUGAUAAUAACUUUACGGGUGUUUUUCCAAGCUUGAGUUCAGAUGGUAAUUCCUCCAAUGGUGUGUUUAAUUUCUCAAACAAUAUGUUAUAUGGAAAUUUGAAUUUUUCAUUGGUGAAGUUUAGUUCGAUUGAUUUGUCAAGUAACUAUUUUCAAGGCAGUGCAGCGUCUUUUAGUAGAAGAAAUGUUACUCUUGAUAGAAAUUGCUUUCAGGAUGUGGCAAAUCAGAGGAGUCCAGGAGAUUGUAGACUUUUUUACACUAAGAGAGGGUUGAGUUUUGAUGAUUUUGGAGUUCCAGGACUUACACAGCCACCAUUAUCAAAACAGGCAAAGAGCAGUAAGAGAUGGAUAUUCAUCUUAGUGGGAUUACUCGGCGGGCUUGUUUUCAUUGUGAUUUUGGUCACGCUGCUGGUACUGGUCCUAAGAAGGUGUGAUCAGGGUACUGCAAAUCAAAGAGGCACUGCAAAUGUGGGUCCUGUUCCAGAAGGAGACAGCCCACUGCCUCCUAAGGAUCCAAAUAUUGUAUCUGGUGUUGGUGAUUCAUUUACAUAUGAGCAAUUGCUCCGUGCAAGUGGUAGUUUUAGUGCUGCGAAUCUCAUCAAACAUGGGCAUUCUGGAGACCUUUUCAAGGGAACUUUGGAAGGUGGGACUACUGUAGUUGUAAAAAAGGUCAGUUUGCAUUCCUUCAAGAAAGAGUCAUACAUAAUGGAGUUGGAUUUGUUCAGCAAGGUUUUGCAUGCAAGACUGGUUCCACUUUUGGGGCAAUGCUUGGAGCAUGAGACUGAUAAACUUUUGGUCUACAAAUAUAUGGUAUGUGGAGAUUUGGCUAGUUCCUUGUACAGGAUUACUGGUUUGGAGGAUGACAGUUUAAAGUCCCUAGAUUGGAUCACAAGAUUGAAAAUUGCUAUAGGAGCUGCUGAAGGUCUAUCCUACCUACAUCAUGAGUGCAACCCUCCCCUUGUUCACAGAGAUGUUCAAGCAAGCAGUAUCCUUCUUGAUGAUAAAUUUGAAGUUCGACUUGGAAGCUUGAGUGAGGUGCGUGCUCAGGAAGGGGAUUCUCACCAAAAUGUGAUAACAAGAUUGUUACGGAAACAAGCCUCUGACCCAUGUGCUUCUGGCUCAUCCACCGCGACUUGUGCUUAUGAUGUCUACUGCUUUGGUAAAGUCUUACUUGAGCUUGUAACAGGCAAGCUUGGCAUUAGCAAAUCAGAUGAUGCUACUACAAGAGCGUGGUUGGAACAUACACUACCAUACAUCAGUAUAUAUGACAAGGAAAUGGUGACGAAGAUUGUUGACCCAUCUCUUAUUGUAGAUGAAGAUUUAUUGGAAGAAGUAUGGGCAAUGGCAAUUGUGGCCAGAUCAUGCCUAAACCCAAAGCCUUCUAAACGACCCCCUAUGAAAUAUAUUCUAAAAGCAUUGGAAAACCCUUUUAAAGUAGUGAGAGAAGAGAGUUUCAGCUCUGCAAGACUGAGAACAACUUCAUCUAGACGGUCGUGGAGUACUGCUUUCUUUGGUAGUUGGCGACAGAGUUCAUCAGAGAGUGCAAUUGUUCCUGGUCACACAAAUAGAGAAGGUAUCAGUGGUCUGAAGCAGUCGGGGAGAAUAGGCUCUCAUGGCAGUGGUGGAAUUGAGCACUCAUCUUCAAAUAAAAGGUUAUCAAAUGAGAUUUUCCCUGAACCAGUAGAUGUGCAAGAUAUGGAGAGGCAAGACGAGCAUUAACUGAAAGGGUGAUUGGGAUUGUGGCUUCCCAUCUGAGUGCCUUCCCAGCGCAAGUUUCUUGAUCCCAAAAUAUAUCAAUUGCCGUCUCAUCAAAGGGUGAAUCUCCUUACUAACCUUUCAGGAGAGUAGGCACUAUUGUCGGAUGCUACUAAGUGUAGCAAGAAUAUGGCUGAAGAGUCUGCUCGUGUAAAUGAGACAAGCAAAAAAUCUAUUUUUCAAACAUUUUUUUAAA